Messenger RNA from Dujonia railenensis, 2544 nucleotides. Lineage: Eukaryota; Fungi; Ascomycota; Pichiomycetes; Serinales; Debaryomycetaceae. The record is from the annotation of a GenBank genome assembly.
AUGAAGUUUUCUCACUCAUUGCAAUUCAACGCUGUUCCGGAAUGGUCGUCUAAGUAUAUAGCGUACACAACUUUAAAAAAACUCAUUUAUUCGCUUCAAAGGGAUCAGUUAAGGAGUCAGCGAGAAGAUGAUGUGGAAUCCUCAUUGUUGUACACUCAAAGUGAUCAGGUCAAUACGAGACAGCAGAACGAUCCUGCUGUUGUGUUUGUUGCUGCCCUUGACGCUGAAUUAAGGAAAAUUGAUAAUUUCUAUAAAGCUCAGGAAUUAUUCAUCUUUGGAAACAUCGAAGAAUUAGUUGUUGAUAUAGAAACUUUCGAAAAUGAUUUACAUAACAGUGUCGAGAAUAAUAAUUUAGAUGGAUUUAGUCUCACCAACGUACCGUCUAAGGAAGUGGGUAAAAAUCGUAUUCGUGCAAAUUCUGAUACUUCCGAUAACUACCGUACCCAAACUGACUUUGAAACUCAAAAUGAAGACGAUGAAGAAGAUGAUGAUGAGGAUGCCUUGGGUAGUAGUUCUGCUGCCUUGCAGAGAGUUCAAGGACUGACGGCAGCUGAUCUUAAGCAUACAAAAUCCAUUGACAAUUACCUCAAAUCUCCAAGAGUAGCAGCCGUAUGGGAGAAUGUCGACAAUUUACCUCCUCAGUUACUUUUAUUAUCUGAAAGCAGAGUCUUAUUGAGGAAAAGAGUCAUUGGAUUAUACACCACCUUAUCCGAAUUGGAAUCUUAUAUUGAAUUGAAUCAAACUGGCUUCAAAAAAGCUUGUAAAAAAUUUGAUAAAUCUUUGAACACAAACAUUAAAGAUGAGUAUUUGAAUCUGUUGUCAGAAAAAUCCUACAUUUUCAGGCCAACCACUAUAGAAAAGGUGAAAGACAAUAUUAACUCUUUAACUCAACUUUAUGCCUUAAUUUGUAAUCACCAAGGAGAGGAGGGCUUAGAAAUUGCAAAGCAGGAACUUUCGAUUCAUCUAAGAGAACAUGUUGUUUGGGAAAGAAAUACAGUUUGGAGAGAUAUGAUUGGUUUAGAAAGAAAAACGUACGGUGCGAACUCUUCAGGAUUGGCAGGUAAAAGAAACGCAAGAGGUGAUGGAGAAGCAGGCAAUGAAAAGAACUCUGGAAAGCUGGCAACCUCUUUGAAUUUCACUUUAAAGAAUCCCUCAAUUAUCAAAGGAUUGGUGAUUUUUGCUACUUUCUUGAUAUUGUUCAACAUAUCGAUAUUUGAAGAUAAGCAACAGGAACAUUGUUUUGCUCUUUUAAUUGUGGCUUCUUUGCUUUGGGCCACUGAAACUAUUCCAUUGUUUGUCACUUCACUCUUAAUUCCAGUUAUUAUUGUCAGUUGCAACAUAUUGAAGAAUGAUGAUGGCUCUCCUAUGAGUGCUCCGGACUCUUCUAAAUACAUCUUAUCAACUAUGUGGAACUCAGUCAUUUUACUUUUAUUAGGUGGUUUUACAUUAGCUGCUGCAUUAUCUAAAUACCAUAUUGCAAAAUUAAUUUCGACCUGGAUUUUGUCCAAAGCUGGUACCAAUCCUUCGGUUGUGUUAUUAACUAUUAUGGGUGUUGCAUUGUUUGCUUCUAUGUGGGUUUCCAAUGUUGCUGCACCUGUGUUAUGUUUUUCAUUGAUUCAACCACUAUUGAGAACUUUGCCAAGAGACUCACAAUUUGCUAACGCCUUGAUCUUGGGGAUUGCGUUGGCGUCUAAUGUUGGAGGAAUGGCGCUGCCCAUAGCUUCACCACAAAACAUUGUAGCAAUAGGCGCAAUGAGUCCAGCUCCAUCUUGGGGUCAAUGGUUUGUCAUUGCACUUCCUGUCUGUCUAUUAACUCUCAUUUUGAUUUGGAUUUUCUUGUUAACUACUUUCAACUGUAAUUCAAAGAAUACGCACCUAGUUCCAAUAAGAGUAAUGGAUGAUAGAUUCACUAGUGUUCAAUGGUAUAUUAGUGGUGUGAGUAUCGGUACCAUUUUCCUUUGGUGUAUAGCGUCAAGAUUGGAAGGGACAUUUGGAGAAAUGGGUAUCAUUGCUCUUUUACCAAUAGUUUUAUUUUUUGGUUCUGGCUUGUUGACUACUGAAGAUUUCAAUAACUAUCCAUGGAAUAUCGUUGUAUUAGCCAUGGGAGGUACUGCCUUAGGAAAAGCCGUUGCAUCAUCUGGGUUAUUAACAACAAUAGCUAAAAUUAUUCAACACCAAGUUGCUGAUUUGUCUUUAUUUGGAGUCACUUUAACUUUUGGAUUACUUAUAUUGACAAUGGCUACUUUUGUUAGUCACACUGUUGCUGCUUUAAUUGUCAUCCCAUUGGUUAGCGAAAUCGGUAAUGACAUGCCAGAACCACACCCAAACUUGCUUAUUAUGAUAAGCGCAUUAUUGUGUUCAGCUGCUAUGGGAUUGCCAACGUCUGGAUUCCCCAAUGUCACCGCCAUUUGCAUGACUGAUGACUUUGGAAAGCCUUACUUGACUGUAAGUACGUUUAUUACUAGAGGGGUUCCUAGUUCCAUUAUUGCUUACGUUAUCAUUGUUUCUGUUGGCUUCACUACAAUGAAGCUUAUAAAUUUUUGA